This is a messenger RNA of Oncorhynchus mykiss (rainbow trout), 4864 nucleotides long. Its product is annotated as hippocalcin-like protein 1. Lineage: Eukaryota; Metazoa; Chordata; Actinopteri; Salmoniformes; Salmonidae. The record is from RefSeq and is a predicted model, not a curated record. Gene Ontology annotation, molecular function: calcium ion binding.
GCUCUCUUAUCCUCGUGGAAGCACGCGCCCACCCGCCCGUUAUCUGCCUCUCUCUGUCGGCUGGUUGUUGUCUCACGAGGCUUGAGUGUGACGGUGUCACGUUAACAUGGUUUGCAGGGCUCAGCCGCAGUAGCAGCAUAAGAAGAGAAAGAAGUAGAGACAGUAGCUGUGUGUUCCAAGCAGCCAGUCCGGACUCUCUCCCAUCUCACAUCUAUCGACCGGAGGACGCAGCCAGACAAAACCGAACUUCCCCCCACCUCUUCCCGUCUCUCUCGCUCCCACGUCCCCAUCGCGACGCUCGGUGAUCAGGAGCUUGCGGAGCUCUCUCUUAGAUAAAGGGUUGUAACCAGGGGCCUGGUAGGUGUUGUUGCCACUGAGACCGAGUGUGUGUCGCCACGGUGUUGCGUCGUUGCCAUGGGGAAACAGAACAGCAAGCUACGGCCAGAGAUGCUUCAGGACCUGAGAGAGAACACGGAGUUCUCUGACCACGAACUACAGGAGUGGUACAAGGGAUUCCUAAAGGACUGUCCCAGCGGCAACCUGAACGUGGAGGAGUUCAAGAAGAUCUACGCCAACUUCUUCCCGUACGGAGAUGCCUCCAAGUUCGCCGAGCACGUCUUCCGAACGUUUGACACCAACAACGACGGCACCAUCGACUUCCGGGAGUUCAUCAUCGCGCUGAGUGUCACGUCACGGGGAAAGCUGGAGCAGAAACUGAAGUGGGCCUUCAGCAUGUAUGACCUGGAUGGGAAUGGGUACAUCAGCCGUGAUGAGAUGCUGGAGAUCGUACAGGCCAUUUACAAAAUGGUGUCGUCUGUGAUGAAGAUGCCGGAGGAUGAGUCCACGCCGGAGAAGAGAACAGACAAGAUCUUCAGACAGAUGGACCUCAACAACGAUGGUAAACUGUCCCUGGAGGAGUUCAUUAAAGGUGCCAAAAGUGAUCCCUCCAUCGUGCGGCUACUCCAGUGUGACCCCAGCUCCGCCUCCCAGUUCUAAUCCCGCCCACCUGGCCUGCCACGUCCACCCCGGUUGCUAUGGAAACGCUCAAAUCAGUGCAUGAUGGUUCUCGUCUCUCAUAUCUUUUUGUUGUACAAGUUGGAAGAAGAGUUUUAAAAUGAGAUGAAACUAAAAUCAUUCUAAGUUUUUUUGUUUGUUUUUUAAGAAUAUAAAUGAAAGAAGGGACAUGCAUAGAUUAUUAUUAAGAAGAUAAUACGACAACUGAGAAUACAAAAAACAAGGCGUUGCCAAGGCAUUUUGUUGUCCGAUGUGUUUUCCUGUCUCUCUCCGGACCCGGAAGGAUGGAAUUCUGGAAGGAUGGAAUUCCGGAAGGAUGGAAUUCCGGAAGGAUGGAAUUCUGGAAGGAUGGAAUGGAAUUCUGCUGAGCUCCGCUGCCUCACAACGCCCGGGAAGUCCGUCUGCCAUUUUUUACAGUCGGGAAUUUUUGGGGGAGAGAAUUAAGGGAACAUUCCAUCCUGAGAACCAUCCAUGGCCCUCUGUGUUCUAAUUAUUCUGUUCAAUAGAUUCUGUUUCUCCUCCAAUCAAGGCACAGCUUCUAGAAUUCUCUUACAUGUUGAUGUGUAAAAAGAAUGCAUAUAUAUAUAUAUAUAUAUAUGACAUCAUACAAAAUGAAUAGCCAAGUAUAUCUGUCUUUUAUAAGUCGUUGCAUUCAGAAGGCAGUAUUAUGGAGCUGUGCUUGCUCUGAUUCCGAUCUGGGAAUUCCGUAGCGGUUUUCCGUAGAGGGAAUUAUGAGACAGGGGAAGGAAAGAAGUUGGGAAUUUUCCUGCUAACUGAUCUUCCACUGGGGGGGGAAAAAAAGCUGUUGAAAAUACCAUUGGGUUUUUAUUAUUGAUUGUUAUUAUUUUAUUACAUACUAUUGUUUUUCCUCCUCAUGUUGUUUACUUAUAUAUUGAUUCAUUUUAAUUAUUGUGGUUGUUUAUUUUUGAUUUUGCCAUUGAAGACGAUCGUAACCCAAUACUGGAGAUGAAUCGAAAGAAAGAAAGAAAGAAAGAAAGAAAGAAAGAUAGAGAGAGAAAUAGAAAGAUCCUUGGAUAAUGACUUGUCUUUGGAGACCGUCCGUCUCAUAUCCGUCCACGAUGGAAAACGAAGAACGUUUGAUAACAUAAUGCAUUUGAUCAACGAAACCGGUAGCAGCAAAUCAUAUCAUUUGAGCCGCCACGAGUGUAUGCAUGCAUGCAUGUGUGUGUGUGUGUGUGUGUGUGUCUGAGUGUGUGUGUGUGUGUGCAUGUGUGUACAGUAUGCAUGUGUACAGUUUGUGUAUGUCCAGGCUAACUUAACAGUCUAAUCAAUAAUGUUGUUUAUUGACAUGUAAUAUAAAGUAUUUAAAAGUUAUUUAUUUGAACACUUUAUUACGUCACUGAGCAGUAAAGUCGUCACAUUGUCAACAAACACUGCAUGGUAAAAACACACAACAAAAAAAACACGGAAAAUAAGAUUAGUAGCUUUUCUCUCUUCAUCAGCACUCUUACUGUAGUCUACCAGACCACUCUUACUGUAGCCUACCAGACCACUCUUACUGUAGCCUACCAGACCACUCUUACUGUAGCCUACCAGACCACUCUUACUGUAGCCUACCAGACCACUCUUACUGUAGUCUACCAGACCACUCUUACUGUAGUCUACCAGACCACUCUUACUGUAGUCUACCAGACCACUCUUACUGUAGUCUACCAGACCACUCUUACUGUAGCCUACCAGACCACUCUUACUGUAGCCUACCAGACCACUCUUACUGUAGCCUACCAGACCACUCUUACUGUAGCCUACCAGGCCACUCUUACUGUAGCCUACCAGACAACUCUUACUGUAGCCUACCAGACCACUCUUACUGUAGCCUACCAGACCACUCUUACUGUAGCCUACCAGACCACUCUUACUGUAGUCUACCAGACCACUCUUACUGUAGUCUACCAGACCACUCUUACUGUAGCCUACCAGACCACUCUUACUGUAGUCUACCAGACCACUCUUACUGUAGCCUACCAGACCACUCUUACUGUAGUCUACCAGACCACUCUUACUGUAGCCUACCAGACCACUCUUACUGUAGCCUACCAGACCACUCUUACUGUAGCCUACCAGACCACUCUUACUGUAGCCUACCAGACCACUCUUACUGUAGCCUACCAGACCACUCUUACUGUAGCCUACCAGACCACUCUUACUGUAGCCUACCAGACCACUCUUACUGUAGUCUACCAGACCACUCUUACUGUAGUCUACCAGACCACUCUUACAGUAGUCUACCAGACCACUCUUACUGUAGCCUACCAGACCACUCUUACUGUAGCCUACCAGACUACACACAGAAGAUGCAUGUCCCGUCUUUGCGCACUCGUGUGUGUGUGUGUCCGUGUGUGCCACUUUGAGACAGACCCCUUCCCUCCUUCCCUCCCUCGUCUCCUAGACAUAGAGAACACACUAAGGGCUUCAUUAUCAUUCUCAAUCCCAAUGCGUUUGUGUCAUCUUCCUAUGUGUACUUAGCCAACAGGCAGUAGGUAGAGUUGUUUUAAGACACUGAUCACCAAGAAAAAUGUGUCCCAAAUGACACCCUAUUCCCUAUAUAGUGCACUACUUUUUGACCAAGACCCCAUAGGGCUCUGGGCGAGUGCAUACUUCAGAAUGUUUACUGCACUGCACCUCUGCUAAUGGUCUCCCAGUGUCACUGCCCCCUGCUGGUUGGAUGAGGAACAGUCGCUGCUACACUGCUGCUAAAUUAUUUGACAGGUUUUCCAGAAAUCUCAGUAGGAAGAUUCUCAGAUUUCCUGCUGAUUCCAGGGAUUUUUCCAACAGGGAUUUCUGGAAAAAAACUGGACAUUUUGGAAAAGUUACCAGAAUUUUGCAAUCCUAUUCCGUCCUACCUACCGCUCUUCUAUUCCGUCCUACCCACCCCUCUUCUAUUCCGUCCUACCUACCGCUCUUCUAUUCCGUCCUACCUACCCCUCUUGUAUUCCGUUCUACCUACCCCUCUUCUAUACCGUUCUACCUACCCCUCUUCUCUACCGUUCUACCUACCCCUCUUCUCUACCGUCCUACCUACCCCUCUUGUAUUCCGUUCUACCUACCCCUCUUCUAUACCGUUCUACCCACCCCUCUUCUAUUCCGUUCUACCUACCCCUCUUCUAUACAGUCCCACCUACCCCUCUUCUAUUCCGUCCUACCCACCCCUCUUCUAUUCCGUCCUACCUACCGCUCUUCUAUUCCGUUCUACCUACCCCUCUUCUAUACAGUCCCACCUACCCCUCUUCUAUUCCGUCCUACCCACCCCUCUUCUAUUCCGUCCUACCUACCCCUCUUCUCUACCGUUCUACCUACCCCUCUUCUCUACCGUCCUACCUACCCCUCUUCUAUACCGUUCUACCUACCCCUCUUCUCUACCGUCCUACCUACCCCUCUUGUAUUCCGUUCUACCUACCCCUCUUCUCUACCGUCCUACCUACCCCUCUUGUAUUCCGUUCUACCUACCCCUCUUCUCUACCGUCCUACCUACCCCUCUUGUAUUCCGUUCUACCUACCCCUCUUCUAUACCGUUCUACCUACCCCUCUUCUAUACCGUUCUACCUACCCCUCUUGUAUUCCGUUCUACCUACCCCUCUUCUAUACCGUUCUACCUACCCCUCUUCUAUUCCGUUCUACCUACCCCUCUUCUAUACCGUUCUACCUACCCCUCUUCUAUUCCGUUCUACCUACCCCUCUUCAAUUCCCACUGCCUCUAAAACUGGUACCUUCAGUUGGAUCAAUAGUAUUAUUAUUUUUUCUGUUGCAUGAAAACCUCCAGCAAAGAGUGUGAUGUUUCUUCCUGUUUUGAUCCGAAUCAAUGACAAAUAUACCUUGUGUAUUUCAAACA